This is a messenger RNA of Scatophagus argus, 4897 nucleotides long. Its product is annotated as F-box/LRR-repeat protein 3-like. The coding region runs from base 284 to 1588 and encodes 434 amino acids. The transcript is spliced from 6 exons. The record is from RefSeq and is a predicted model, not a curated record. Gene Ontology annotation, biological process: G2/M transition of mitotic cell cycle; regulation of cell cycle; SCF-dependent proteasomal ubiquitin-dependent protein catabolic process. NCBI's taxonomy places the organism in Eukaryota, Metazoa, Chordata, Actinopteri, Scatophagidae. Gene Ontology annotation, molecular function: protein binding. Gene Ontology annotation, cellular component: SCF ubiquitin ligase complex; cytosol; nucleus.
CUCGAAGCAGCAACACAAACGCCAUCUUUAACUGACAAGCAAACUGCCGAAGCGGAGUUGUUGAGCGAAAGUAGGUCAGGCGCACGGAAAACGAAAACACGUUUGAAAGACUUGCUUUAUCAGCUUUUAGUCGGUGUUCGCUAACUCUUGACACACCGUGCUGUCCUAUGGUCCAAUGUGUUUGAUCGGUCGGCUAGCUCGAACGCAGUUUUCUUGUGUCGGUCCCGGUUGACGUUGAGUGAUCGCCUUUUCAGAUAAACAGCCGACGGAGGUGAAAGCCAGGAUGAAACGAGGUCUUCAAGGGAUUGAGCAGGAAGACGGAGGCGGCACCAGCGGUGAGUCUCAGGAGACUCCUAAACGGUCCUGUAAGCAGAGGAGGGAGAAAGAUUUGAAGGAGGAGGGAGCCCGCUGGGAGUGUCUGCCACAGGAGAUUCUGCUCCUCAUCUUCCAGUACCUGCCUCUCCUGGAUAGGGCCUACGCCUCUCAGGUGUGCCGGGGCUGGAAUCAGGCUUUUCACAUGCCGGAGCUGUGGCGCUGCUUUGAAUUUGAGUUGAACCAGCCAGCCAGCUCCUAUCUGAAGGCUACACACCCAGACCUCAUCAAACAGAUAAUUAAAAGGCACUCCAACCAUCUGCAGUAUGUCAGCUUCAAGGUGGACAGCAGCAGAGAGUCUGCAGAGGCAGCGUGCGACAUCCUCUCUCAGCUCGUGAACUGUUCAUUGAAAACACUGGGGCUCAUCUCCACAGCCAGGCCCAGCUUUAUGGAGCUGCCCAAGUCACACUUCAUUUCAGCUCUGACAGUGGUUUUUGUCAACUCCAAAUCCUUAUCCUCCCUGAAGAUUGAUGACACACCUGUGGAUGACCCCUCCCUCAAAGUUCUGGUGGCCAAUAACAGCGACACCCUCAAACUGCUUAAAAUGAGUAGCUGCCCUCAUGUUUCACCUGCAGGCAUCCUGUGUGUGGCUGAUCAGUGCCACGGCCUGAGAGAACUGGCUCUCAACUAUCAUUUGCUGAGUGAUGAACUUCUCCUCGCCCUCUCCUCAGAGAAGCACGUUCAUCUUGAGCACCUUCGCAUCGAUGUGAUCAGCGAAAAUCCCGGCCAGCAGUUUCACACCAUCAAGAAGAGCAGCUGGGAUGCCAUGGUGCGCCACUCUCCAAAAUUCAAUCUGGUCAUGUACUUCUUCCUCUAUGAGGAUGAGUUUGGCCCUUUCUUCCGCGAUGAAAUCCCUGUUACGCAUCUGUACUUCGGCCGCUCUGUCAGUAAAGAUGUGCUGGGUCGCGUCGGGCUCACUUGCCCGCGUCUGGUCGAGCUGGUGGUGUGCGCCAAUGGGCUGCGGCCGCUGGAUGAAGAGCUGAUCCGCAUUGCCCAACGCUGCACGCAGCUGUCCGCUAUCGGUUUGGGAGAGUGCGAGGUGUCCUGCAGCGCUUUCGUGGAAUUUGUCAAGAUGUGUGGAGACAGGCUGACGCAGCUAUCCAUCAUGGAGGAGGUUCUCGUCCCGGAUCACCGCUACGGGCUUGAUGAUAUCCACUGGGAGGUGUCAAAGCACUUGGGUCGCGUCUGGUUCCCAGAUAUGAUGCCUACCUGGUAGAGCCCUGUGAGAAGAUUCAAGUUGUGUCCAGGUUAUUGUGAGUGUGUGAGUAUGUGUGUCACUUUGAGAAAUAUGUUUUUUGAAACACCCCUCAUCUCUCAUUGAGGAAAGGUGCCCUUUCCCAGGCAAUGCUAUUAUGCAUUUGUGUUUUUCUCCCCGAGGGCGUGAAGAAAUUACAUAACUUUGAGUUUUGAUGUGAUGGAAACAUGUAAAAUUGAUUCCAACUCUGCCAUGCCGUUCACGCAUGUAUACAAUUUUUAUAUUUAUAUGUAUAUUUAUAUCUAAAUGUAUUUGUUUGCUGUCACUUAUGACAUUUAGCACCUUGUUUAAUGAUACCCUGCAGACUGGCUAGGUGUGGUGUUUUGGGAGUUUUCAGGGGUGAAUUAUUGGGAAUGUCUGGCAUUUAUUGGGGAUAAAUGGUAAUAAAUGUGAGGGUUAUUUUCUUUACACAGCUUGUCUUUAUCAUAUUAUAUGCAGACAGAUAACAUACACAUUUCAGCGUGUGAUGAGUGGGGAUAAGUACAAAUGCCUCUAAAUCAGAAAUUACAAUUACAGUCAGAUACAGAGUUUCAUUUGUGUAAAGUAACUUGACAAAGCAAUUCAUUCAGCAGAUCAUCAUCACCACACUGAAAGCAAAAUAAGGUCAGGCAGUAUAGAAGUUUAGAAAAUGGAAAAACACAGAGUGCAUGAAUUUGAUGGGGAUACUCACCAUUAUAAGCUAAGAUGUUUUGUUGAUAUUAAGUUAAUUGUGCUAUAAACAGCAUAAUAUCAUUCAUAAUAUUGGUGGCAGUUAGCUAUCAUGUCUGCUCAAGCUGGUCCCUAAAGGAAACAGAUGUGUAAAAUUGUGUUCUCAUCAAGUUAUUUACACAUCGGAGAGACGAAAAGCCACUUCUGAGUCAAGCUGGAGCCCUUUAGCAGCUCGCAGGUCUCAUGCACUAACAUGCAUGUGCUUCUGGCCUGAAGAACAGAACAAAGGACAGAGAAGCUCCAGUUACAAGAUGCUCAGUGGGAGUGGGGACUGCUCAGGACGCCAUUACUGCAUAACCUUUACAUAACAAGUAGUUAUUUGUUCAAAAUGCAAAUAGAACCUUUAAAAUCACAGCGAUUGCCAUGAUUAACUGUUAUGUAGAAUUUCUGAGUUUUUCUUUCUUUGUUUUCUGACACUUUUUAACCGUGUUAAUGACACAUGGUGACGCUACAAGAAUAAGAACAUUUCAUUAAGGAGGGACAUUCACCCUAUGCUUUAUUAUAGAUUGAGCGGUUGAUCACAUAGUGCAAAAGGAUUACAUAUUGACUAACUACGGUUUUUGUGUUUUGGUCUCCAUGUGUCAUCUCCUGCCUCCUUUCAUUGUGUUUGUAUUUGAUGUCUUUGUUAGUCAGUGCAUCUCAUCUGGAAUUGUAGAACUGGCUCUUUGUCUGUCCUGAUAUGCACAAAGCUAAAGACAGCCUCAUCUCUCCUUUUCAAUGGACAGCUAUUUCUGACAUGAUGAUUUACUUUGGCCACAAUCUUCGUAGUCUGUAUAUACUAUGUAUAUAAAUAUACCAGAGUGAUGUUUUAAUGUAUUUUUGUGGAAUGUACAGUAACUAUAUUUCUGCAUUGCCUGACCCAUUUAUUGCAAUUGUAAAUAUCAGAGUGUUGUAUUGCAAAACAAAUGGGAGAGAGAAACUUUAACUGUGGAUGUCAUAAAUUUGUACAUUUAUCCUACUGAUGCACUUUUAUUCUAAUGAAGGAGCUGCAAAGUUGAAAGACAUGAAAUUAACAGAUUUUGCAGCCAAAUACUGAUAAAUUUUGGCAGUGAUCACUUCAUAUAUCACUUCAGUGAAUCACCCUUGCUAAUGAACUUGCUUCUUAUGGAAUAAUUUUUUUAUUCUAACAAACUUGUUUCCAUCUUGCGGGCAAACCAGGCCUUGCCAAACUCAGCAGGGAAAUCUCUGAUCUGCAUAGUUACAUAUUUUCCAACAUUUUGAGCUCCACGAAAUUACAUUGGCAGGAGUAAUUGUUUAAAUAUUGACAAGAGACGCAAAAAUCAUUCUGGAAAUCACUGUGUUUGACAACACAGUAAUAGUCUCUACAGUCAGUAGUUAACAUUAGAAAGAUUCAAACUGCAAACAGAAGGAGAUCUCAGAUUGAUGGACUGGUUGAUAUCGACGCAGUUUAAGUCAUUAAUGUUCAUUGAAGUUUGUAAACACAGCAGAGAAAUGGCCCACAUUUUCACUUAUGAUCAAUUGACAAACACACAAAAUACUAGUUUUCUGUCUUCAAGAUAAAAGAGCUUUAUCGUAUGUGAAUUUAGCUCAGAUUUAUAUAAUAACAUAAUUAAGGAAUGAGAAUUUAAAGGCUAGUCUGAGGCUGCACAGUUAUGAUGCUGAGGCUGUUGAACGAGCGACUGGCUGGCCUACAGCAAGGACGAUUUUUACAACUUAAAUCGAUCGUGGCACUUUAGUCUUACAUCAUGUUCAUCUCGUGCAUAAAAGGAAUAAGUGAGACAUUAUCCAGAAACUCCAGUACUAAUUUGGAUGCGGAGACUAAUGUAAAUUGAUGAACAUAUGAAAAUCAUGGUCUCAGUGAAAUCAUUGUGUAGCCAUAAAGACGAGACAGUGUGGCAGCUGAAUGUUGAUGCAACUGAAUGUUUGUCUGAAUGUCUCAGACCGAAAUAUUUAUGUCCCUUGUUUUGUUGCAGCAGAUCGAAAGAAUGGUAGUUUGAAGAUGUGUUAAGGUGGACUUAUCAGGAUGUCGUUUCCUGUGGACUCGCUGAACGAUUACACCUUUGGAAUGUGCAAUGAAAGAGAUCCUGUAAAUCAUUAUGUUCGGUUAAAAUGGAUUGUUGUCUUACAGGGUUUGUAUUCAUCCUUUUUUUAAGUGUAAUUUGCUUGCAGAUGUUGAAAAACUCACAUCACAUUAAUAUUUCUUAAGUUGCCCUCUAAUCGGGACCCGUCAUGUCUUAAUUUUAUGUUUGUUGUUUCUGAAGUUCAGAAUGGCCUGGCAAUGGACUUUAUCCUUCACUGACUUAGGGUACAUUUUAUUGUGUAUUUCAAAUACCAUGCCCAUAGCUGGUUAAUAUUAACUGCAUUUGUAUUCAGUGCUUAUAGAUGAUUAUUGUAAUAUUCAAGAAUAAGCUGAGUAAAGGUUGUGGGUUUUUGUUUUUUUUAGAGAGAGUACAGUGACCGUGUGUGUUUGUACUUUAGUUCAACAAGGCUGCAUUGUACUGAGAUGAUUUAUUCGAAGGUAACCUCUUGUACUUUUCCCAAAGACAUGUAAUAUUCGAGUAAAUUUCAUAGCCACAUUAAAGACGCCUGUUUGAGUAUGUA